AUGAGGGUCUUCUACACGUUUAACUUGGAAUAUUCUAUUUUAGACCUUACUACGGUGAAUUUGGAACAGUAUCAUGCAAUCAAAAGUUGCAGAUGUGGACAAAUAUCAAUAAACGAAAAGAAGGACCGCCAUGAAGAGACCUUUUUCCGGAAGCUGAGUUCCUGGCGAUGGCGUGUUGCAUAUUUGGCUUUGUUUGGAAUGAUCACGCAAAUUAUGCACCGGAACUGCAUCAGCUUUGCGUUGGUGUGUAUGUGUAAAGGAGCAAAGGCCAACACAACCGUUCCACAUUCACACUCAGAGAAUGAGCGAUUAAGUAUUUACAGUAUGUCAAAUAAUAUACUUUGGGACAGUACAACUCAGAGUCUAAUCCUGUCAGCCUAUUUCUACGGACAACUUGUUUCUCCUUUCAUUUCCGGUCAGGUGUCACUGCGAUUCGGAAUUAAAUGGCCAAUGGCAAUAUAUAUGCUGCUGUCUACUGUUUUACUUGUAUUGACACCGAGCAUUGCCAGAACAAGCUCUCAUUUGCUCAUUGGAAUUCGAGCUGUACAAGGGUUUCUAGGGUCUGGAUGCCUGCCUAUGUUUUCUCAGCUCUGGGAUGAGUGGUCACCAAAGUCUGAGCGCAGUGAGCUUCUAGCCUUCACAUUCUCAGGAUUGGAUCUUGGAGUAGUUAUUGCCUUUGCCAGCUCUGGGUACCUUUGUACUAUUCCUGUAGAUGGCGGAUGGCCAUUUAUUUUCUACACAUAUGGGGGUGUGACCGUUAUAUGGUUAGUCGUAUGGCUAAUAUUUGUUACUGACUCCCCCACCUCUCACCGAUGGAUCAGUGCACAAGAAACUACAUACAUAAUAGGAGACAGACACGAUAAUUUUAAAGAAAAGUGCAGAUAUGAGCACACGAAAAUACAAGCCCCAUGGCUACUUAUCCUGAAGUCAGGGCCUGUUUGGGCAAUGAUUACUGCAAUGCUCACUGUUGCCUAUGGAAUGACAGCUGUAUUUUCAUAUCUUCCAAAAUAUAUGAAUGAUGUCUACAAAUUAAACACUGGUGAUAAUGGUAAGAUGUCUGCCCUUCCUUUCCUUGGACGGAGCCUAUCCAUUAUUUCAAUUGGUCUCAUAGCCGAUAAAAUACUACAAUGGAAUCGAAUAUCAGUGACCAAUCUGCGGAAGAUCAUCCAAUGUCUUUCAUCCUUUAUAGGAGCAAUAUUCAUUUUCUUCAUAAAGUACGUAAACCAAAGCGAUAUGGCCAUUCUUCUGUUAACCAUCUCUUCCAUGGCUCUUGGCGGUACCAUGUCUGGUUCCUAUACUAACGCUUUAGAGUUAGCACCCAGAUUUGCCUCAUCGCUGUCUGGACUGGCCUUUACUAUAAACGCUUUAGGACAGAUCACCGCGCCUAUGAUAACAUCUUUUAUGAUAAAGGAAGAUUCUGACGAUAGCUGGCGGAAUGUUUUUCUGUCCCUGGCUUGUGUCUACUGUUUUGGGGGCAUCAUUUACGGACUCUUCGGUAGCAGCGAUGAACUACCUUGGUAUACUCGAAUGGAAGAGGAGUGUGAAUUUAAAAAGAUUCCUAGUAUCUCUUCAACUGUUGCAGGCACAGAAUAUAUGGGAAAAGCACAGAUUACUGAAGCCGUUUUUACGAAAGACAAGAUGAAACAAAACAAAGAAUAUAGAAUUAGUAAUGAUGUAUAA
Molecule: messenger RNA, 1680 nt
Organism: Saccostrea echinata
Lineage: Eukaryota; Metazoa; Mollusca; Bivalvia; Ostreida; Ostreidae
Exons: 11
Coding region: 1-1680 (559 amino acids)
Biological process (GO): monoatomic anion transport; transmembrane transport
Molecular function (GO): transmembrane transporter activity
Source: RefSeq, a predicted model, not a curated record